AUGUCUAAGAGAUCGGUGUUCACAACAAUCAGCCCGCUGCCUGCGGGCAUCCCGCGCCAUGUCGUCCUCGAAUUCCUACACAACCACUUGGAGAUGAUUGACCUGAAUCCCCUGGUGAAGGAGAGGCAUCCCAUCAAGCCGCCUGCUGACGCCCCAGCCGAUGAGAUGAAUUGCAUCUGGUACUCCCUGACCGACCGCAUCACGUAUCUGCCCGGGGGCCUGGCGAGCGGAGACAUCUCAUACACAUGCGCGUUCCAUGACCUCCCGGACGGCAUCCAGACCCACUGUCGCGCCCCGCUCAAUGUCGACAUCAGGGAUAAAUGGACGCUGUGCGGCACGUUGCCUGGUGAGCCCUCCGAGCCCGUGGAGCUGGGCAUCGGCGCGCCGGCGACGGGGCUGUAUAUCCGGGAAGAUGUCGAUCUCCGCUGCAACCUCCUCAUGACCGGCUUCGUCAAGAAGAACCUGAAGAAAUCGCACGCCACGCUCGUGGACCACCUGGUCGAGAAGGCAAGACUGGUGAUGUCUGGAGACAGAGACAGCGUCUACACCGGACGAUCGCCCUCGAGCGCAGCGGAGGAGAAGCCAGUUCUGUUCUCACCGUCGCAAUCAUCACAGAAACAGGCUCAACGCUACAGCGGCCAGGCAACGACGGCGGGGACGAGACGGAGCCCGCCUCCGCAACUCGGGAGCCCGUUUGUUCCUGGAUACCAGCCCGGACGGCCGCCGUCCAUGCGAUACCCCAGCCCACACACGGGCGAGCAGCGUCCCAUCGCACCAGCCGUCGCACCAGCCGUCGCACAUCAAAGAUCGCACUCACAACACGCCAACCCUCCCAGCCAGUUCGACCAACACCGCCCAGCAGCCUGGCCCCCCUCAGCAGCACACGCGCUCCCUCCCACGCGGCCACAACACCCGGAGCACUACUCCCUCCCUCCACCGGCCCACCACGACAACGCACUCUACCCUCAGCCCCUCCGCGUGCGGAACCUGUCCGUCGGCUCAGCCCACGUGACACAGCCCCUACCAGGCACGACGAUGACGACGAGCAACGGCGGCGGCGGCCGCUCAGCCUCGUACCGGAGCUCGGACUCGUCCGCCGGAUCCACGCUGACAGCAGCGACCAGCCGGCCGUCCGUCUCGGAGCCCAGGACCAGCAGCAGCGGCGACGACCACCCGGAGUACCCGUCCCUGAAUCCGUACUCGGACGCAGGUGGUGACUGCGGCAGUCCCUCGCUUGAUGAGCCGCUGCCGCCGCGCAAGCCGCUGCUGUUCGCCGAGCUGGCCGGGUCGGAGGGGCUCAGGAAGGGGAAGGGCGAGGAGCAGGCGCGCCGCGGCGCGCACCACCCGUCGGUGCUAAGGCCUGGGGGUCGCGCUGGAAUGGGCGCGCGGCUGGACUCGCCUUUUAUCGCGGAGCUGGAAUGA
Messenger RNA from Diaporthe citri, 1422 nucleotides. RefSeq lists its product as uncharacterized. The coding region runs from base 1 to 1422 and encodes 473 amino acids. Lineage: Eukaryota; Fungi; Ascomycota; Sordariomycetes; Diaporthales; Diaporthaceae. The record is from RefSeq and is a predicted model, not a curated record. The transcript has a single exon.